AUGCCGAAUGAACCAACAGCUCGGUGGAUCGUUCCUCUGCAUGAUGGAAAUCGUGUGGUAGAAUUUGAACACGGUACUGCAUCUGGUAAGCGAGUAGUCCGUGUCAAUGGGAAGACAAUUAUCAACCGAGAGUGGAUGUUCCGUUUAGUUGGCGAUGAAGAAUUCAUGUACGGUGAUACCAAAUUCACAAUACGUGUAGAUCCGAUCCCAGGUACACCAGCUGUAAUAAGAUCUUACAGUUCUCAGCAACACGGUGUUGGUAUUAAAUAUAUUCUUUAUGUCAACGGAAGUGAAGUUUUGGAAAAAGGCAUGCUCUCUGACCAUUUGACUCAAUAA
Molecule: messenger RNA, 336 nt
Organism: Cotesia congregata
Lineage: Eukaryota; Metazoa; Arthropoda; Insecta; Hymenoptera; Braconidae
Source: the annotation of a GenBank genome assembly